UGAAUUCUUCGUUGAUCUAAAGACCAGAAACUUCUCUCCAUCUGGCGUCGGGUAGAAUGUCCAGGACCUUCUCCGGGUGGAUCCUGAGGACAGCGAAGCAUCAGGUCAACCUGCUCCAUGCAGAGAAACGUUCUUAUUCGCAAUGUCUGAUGAGAAGAGCCCACGCAAGAUGGCGGCGAGCGCGCUCUGCUAGUGCCGCCACGCCCGCCACGUGUCUGUGCUACCCGCUGGUCUACUCCUCGCACCGCUCCUACCGGCACACGGCCGAGGAUGUCCACUUCCAGUUGUUACCGGAGCAGAUUAACGACAUCCUGCGAGCCAAUGAGCAGUCCUGCAAGGUGGCGGACGGCGACGCCAAAAGCCGCAGCACCGUCCUAAAGUUCGAAAGCAACAUCCUGGCCUCCAACACGCCGUGCGAGGACCGCCGGAGUGCCGCCGCCUGCCUGCAGACCAAGGGGCACAUGUUCGGCAUCUUCGAUGGCCACGCCGGGGCCGCGUGCGCUCAGUCGGUCAGCGAACGCCUCUUCUACUACAUCGCCGUCUCCCUGAUGCCCCAGGCGACCUUGGAGGAGAUCGAGCUCGCCCGGGAAUGCAUGAAGCCCGUCCUGCCCAUCCUCCAGUGGCACAAGCACAAGAACGAUUACAUGUACCGGGAGAUCGCCUCGUUUUACGUUGACCACCUGCGGGUGUUCUGGCAAGAGCUCAUCGACCUGGACAAUGAAUCCGGAAUGAGUGUGGCGGACGCCAUGACCUACGCCUUUAACAGGCUGGACUCUGACAUCUCGCUGGAGGCCCAGGCCCCCACCGAAAAGAAGUUCAUCCGGAACCUCACCUUGCAAAUCGCCUUUUCCGGGGCCACGGCCUGCGUCUCGCACGUAGACGGCGUCCACUUGCACGUGGCCAAUUCCGGAGACUGCCGGGCGGUGUUGGGUGUCCAAGACCAAAGUGGCGCGUGGUCCGGUGUCCCGCUCACGGCUGACCACAAUGCUUUUAACCCGUCGGAGCUGCGGCGGACCUUCCGGGCCUUCGGGGACGUUCGCUUCAAAUGGAGCGAGGAGCUGCAGAAAAGCGUCCUGCAGAACGCAUGCGAUGCGGAACCUUUAAACAUCUAUCAGUAUUACCCGGCAAACUACCACACCCCUCCGUACCUCACGGCGGCCCCGGAGGUCACCUACCACAAACUGAGGCCGCAGGACAAGUUCCUGGUCAUGGCCUCCGAUGGACUGUGGGACAUGCUGGACAACCAGGAGGUGGUGCGCCUGGUGGCGGGGCACCUUUCCGAGAUCCGCAAUAAGGAGCUCUCCGUGGUGAAGCGCAGCCUGGGCACCAUGCACAACAUUCUUCUUCAGAGGCGGAGCGGCAGGGUCAACGCGCAAGAGCAGAACGUGGCCACACACCUCAUCCGCCACGCCGUCGGCACCAAUGAGGACGGCGAGGUGGAACAGGAGAGACUGGCGGCCAUGCUGAGCCUGCCCGAGGAUCUGUGCCGGAUGUACAGGGACGAUAUCACCGUGACCGUUAUCUACUUCAACUCCAGCGCCAUUGAAGCACAUUACCGGGAGAGCGAGCAGCGGUAGAGACGCCACAUCGGCGUGACGCCAU
Messenger RNA from Nanorana parkeri, 1602 nucleotides. RefSeq names its product pyruvate dehyrogenase phosphatase catalytic subunit 2 (gene PDP2). Bases 57 to 1577 code for a protein of 506 amino acids. NCBI's taxonomy places the organism in Eukaryota, Metazoa, Chordata, Amphibia, Anura, Dicroglossidae. Gene Ontology annotation, molecular function: cation binding; protein serine/threonine phosphatase activity. Gene Ontology annotation, biological process: protein dephosphorylation. The transcript is spliced from 2 exons. The record is from RefSeq and is a predicted model, not a curated record.